Rhipicephalus sanguineus (brown dog tick) is the source of this 1245-nucleotide messenger RNA. RefSeq lists its product as uncharacterized. Lineage: Eukaryota; Metazoa; Arthropoda; Arachnida; Ixodida; Ixodidae. The record is from RefSeq and is a predicted model, not a curated record. Gene Ontology annotation, molecular function: nucleic acid binding; zinc ion binding. The coding region runs from base 1 to 1245 and encodes 414 amino acids. The transcript has 3 exons.
AUGACCAGAAGUCAGAGGGCAGAUGGGACUAGUGAGGACCACGAGCUAGAUCGUGAUGAGGCAUCGGUAAAUACUGAUAGCGCACAUGUGCGUGCUGUAGAAAGCGCCGAUCCAGCUGUACAAGUUCGUGUAAAGGAGCUGGAAAUAGAAGCGCUAAAGCUCCAAAUCGAGCUGCAAAAAUUGAAGCUUCAAUCGCACGCGAGCAAUGAAGUGGGGCGGAGCGACAGGUGCGGUUUGGCGCGGUAUGCGGAUCAGUUGCGAGCAGUUCUUCCGCCAAUGCCAGUUUCCGAUGAGCUGGUGCCGGCGUGGUUCCGGAGCGCUGAAAACAUGCUGAGAAGCUGCGAGAUCCCUGACGAGGUACAAGGCGCUAUCAUUGUGCCGUUCUUGAACGAAAAUAGCCGCACAUUGGUGGCGAAUCGGGCAGAUGACCGAGUGCUUUCGUACCACGAGGUUCGCGACCUUAUCCUGCAUGAAUUAAAGCUCACCCCUGAGGAGUACAAGCGCCGCCUCUAUGCCUGCCGGAAGGGAGAUGAGACGUGGGGGCAGUUCGCCACUAGGCUCGAGAUUUUGCUUGAUUAUUAUCUCCGUAGUAGAGAGGUCAGUAAUGUUCAGGAGCUGCGGGCAUUGAUCAUUUCAGACCGGGUCAAGCAGCUGAUGCGCGAAGACAUGCGCACAUACGUGCUACAACACGAGACGGCGGAAUGGCUUAGACCUCAUGAACUGGUGAAACUGGCGCAGAAAUAUGACGAGAGCACGAGUAAUCGAAAGUCAGGUAAAACAGCCAACGGUAGUUCGAAGAAUGGUGAAAGGUUCGAUCGCCGCACGUCAGACAGGCUAUCGCAGGGAACCGAAAGAACGGGUGUCCGAUGCUAUGCAUGUGGCGAGAGCGGACACUAUCGGUGGCAAUGUUCGCAAACGACACCUCCACCCGCGGAACAGGGACAAGACCGUUUCCCUAGGGAGAGACUCGCCGCGAGGGAUGAGUGUCAAGGAUGCGACAACUGCGCCAUCACAACUGAGGAGAUGACGGAUGAGGCUCUGGCAGAAACUGUCCGAGACCGCAGUGACGACAACGGACCUUGGGAGGACGACUCGGCACGCGCUUUGGCCUCCGCGAAGGAGGUGCUGCACGCCAUCGAACUUUUGCGCUGCGCCACGGGCUCGCUGGACGAUCACGGAGCAGCAUUGUGUUCAUUGAUGUCGUACGAACGGAAAUGUCGCACAUGCUUCAACAAUAUACAGUAG